AUGGCGCAAACAGUAGGGAGUUACACGAAUCCUCUCCGGAAAUUCAAGCUGGUGUUCCUGGGAGAGCAAAGUGUCGGCAAAACCUCCCUCAUAACGCGCUUCAUGUACGACUCCUUUGACAGCACCUACCAAGCCACCAUUGGCAUCGAUUUCCUUUCCAAAACCAUGUAUCUUGAGGACCGCACAGUUCGCCUUCAAUUGUGGGAUACAGCCGGCCAAGAACGUUUCCGCUCGCUCAUUCCUUCCUACAUUCGCGAUUCCUCCGUUGCGGUGGUGGUGUACGAUGUUACGAGCCAGAAGUCUUUCGCACAGACGCGGAAGUGGGUGGAUGAUGUGCGGGGAGAGAGAGGGAACGAUGUCAUUAUCGUGUUGGUGGGCAAUAAGACGGAUCUGAAUGAGAAGAGGGAAGUCACGGCUGUUCAGGGCGAGGAAGAAGCGAAAAGACUGGGAUGCAUGUUUGUGGAGACGAGUGCAAAGGUUGGACAUAAUGUCAAGGGGUUGUUCAAGAAGAUUGCUCAGGCGCUGCCAGGACUGGAGGGUGAGGGCGUGCAGGCCCAAGCGAACACUAUUGAUGUCAAUGUCAACCAGACGAAGCCGGAGAGUGAGGGUGGGUGCAACUGCUGA
Messenger RNA from Ramularia collo-cygni, 624 nucleotides. RefSeq names its product probable GTPase Rab6/YPT6/Ryh1, small G protein superfamily. The coding region runs from base 1 to 624 and encodes 207 amino acids. Gene Ontology annotation, molecular function: GTPase activity; GTP binding. The transcript is spliced from 2 exons. The record is from RefSeq and is a predicted model, not a curated record. NCBI's taxonomy places the organism in Eukaryota, Fungi, Ascomycota, Dothideomycetes, Mycosphaerellales, Mycosphaerellaceae.